Molecule: messenger RNA, 1164 nt
Organism: Plenodomus lingam JN3
Lineage: Eukaryota; Fungi; Ascomycota; Dothideomycetes; Pleosporales; Leptosphaeriaceae
Source: RefSeq, a predicted model, not a curated record
AUGCUAUCGCGAGGUAGGGGGCCCUGGGCGCCUAUGCUUGCACGUGCGCUGGCUUUUGGUCCCGGCUGGACCGUGGCCCUUCAACUCAAUACCCGCCAAAUCCGGGCGACUCCACAGAGUGACGUCAACCACGCCUUACCCUUCCAGAAUAUUUUUCUUCUUUCUGGACCGAACAACUUCGGCUUGACUGGGGAAGCAGCAGUGAAAGCCCUACUCCAAAUCUACCAAGUCCUUUACUGCGCAAGCAACGUAGAGGGCGACCUGGUGGACUUUGCCGCCAAAGAAAGUGUAAUUGCUGUCAACUAUACUAGGUUUUUACAGCGGAGGAUGAAGGAAGAGUUGGCUAACAGCCUGAGAAGAGUUUCUACUGCUCGCUGCCGCCAUCUACGUCUGCAACUACAACCGCAACCCGCAGCAGCCAGUGUCAACAGAAUGGCGGACGGAUCCGCGCAACCGAAGCCUAGCAGCAGCGUCAAGCUGGUACUACUAGGAGAGGCAGCUGUCGGAAAGUCCUCCCUUGUUAUGCGCUUCGUCAACAAUGACUUUCAAGAGAACAAGGAACCCACUAUCGGAGCCGCCUUCCUCACGCAGAAAUGCAACCUCCCAACAAGGACUAUCAAGUUUGAGAUCUGGGACACGGCAGGCCAGGAACGCUUCGCCUCCCUCGCGCCCAUGUACUACCGUAACGCCCAAGCCGCACUCGUCGUCUACGAUAUCACAAAGCCAUCAUCGCUCACAAAAGCCCAACAUUGGGUAGCCGAGCUACACCGCCAAGCAUCGCCAGGCAUCGUCAUCGCGCUUGUAGGAAACAAAUCCGAUUUAGCUACAGCAGCUGGUGAGGAGAGCUCAGAGGACGCCGAUGCGGCACCGGCAGCAGAAGGCGAGGAAGAGGCAGCAGAGGAUGGCGCAGACGCAAGGAGAGUGCCCGCCAAGACGGCAAAGACGUAUGCCGAUGAGGAGAGUCUGCUCUUCUUCGAGACGAGCGCAAAGACAGGCCAAAAUGUUGCCGAGGUAUUCACAGCCAUUGCAAACGCGAUUCCAGAGACCAGCCUCAAGGGACCCCGUGGGGUUGGUGGACAAACAAACCUAGGCCGGCAAGAGGAUGCGCGUGUAAACCUGGGCAGUGCUCGGACAGAGGGCGCAAGCGAGGGCUGCGCAUGCUAA